CAGUGCUGAGUGCUGAUCAACAAUGGCGACGAGAUCGGUCGCUUGUCUUUUCGUGCGGUCGUGAAACGUAUGGCUCGCCGUGCACAAGCGAGAUGCAUGUAAAUAGUGUAAUAUAAAUAUUGUAAAACCGAUAGAAACGUUACUUUCUUCGUGUUACUCCGAGUUCACUUCGCCAUGGCUGAUAAAAGGCAGCACAGUUUGUCGAAAGAGGAGAUAGCGAAGCAGUUUAUGCUGCCGGAGAGGAAGAGCAAGAUCGCAACGUUGCUGAAACAGGAUGGUCAAGCGUAUUGCAUUUGCAGAAGCUCGGACAGCUCUCGCUUUAUGAUAGGAUGCGACGCGUGCGAGGAGUGGUACCAUGGUGAUUGCAUAAACAUAACUGAAAAGGAUGCGAAGCACAUAAAACAAUUUUUCUGUGUUCGUUGCAGAGAGGAAGAUCCGACGUUGAUAACGCGAUACAAGCCACGCAGGACUGACCAGGAUGAUAGGAAACAUAAGAAGUACAAGGAGAAGGAGAGAGCGCACCGAUAUGAGUACGACGCGCCGUGGGGUCCUACUGUGGAGAAGAAAUCCUCCAAACGUUGCGGAGAAUGCACAGGAUGUCUACGUAUGGAAAAUUGUGGAAAAUGUGACGCUUGCAGGCAUCUAAAGAAAUUUGGACCUUCGGUGCGACUGAAGCUCAGAUGCAUCCAACGAACCUGCCGUGUAGUAGGCGAUCCGCUGAAACCUUCGAAGAGUCUUAACAAGGGGACGAAAUUGACCAAGAGGCGGAAGAGGGACUCGAGCAACGAGAGGAACGAGUACUUGGAGCCACCGCGCCACUGCUAUGGACCAGCAUGCACGAAGCAGUCGCGACCCGGUAGCAAAUACUGCUCCGACGAUUGCGGCCUGAAGCUGGCGACGAGCAGGAUCUACCAGGUGCUACCGCAGCGGAUACAGGAAUGGUCGUUGACCGCGUGCAUCGCGGAACAGAACAACAGACGCGCCCUGGAAGCCGUGAGGAAGCAGCAGCACGACGUCCGUAGGAUACUGCAAGAGCUGGAAAAGAGACACGUCGAGUUGGAUCGUAUUGUCGAACGCGCAAAACACGCGUCCAUCGAUCCGCAAGCCGAGGUGGACGACUACGACGACACGGAGAGCAGCAUGUACUGUAUAACGUGCGGCCACGAGGUCAACUCGAGAACCGCCAUUAAACAUAUGGAAAAGUGUUUCAAUAAGUACGAAUCACAAGCGUCCUUCGGUUCGAUCUUCAAGACGCGCAUCGAAGGCCAAGUGAUGUUCUGCGACUUCUUCAAUCCUGGGAACAGGACUUACUGCAAACGACUACGCGUUCUGUGCCCCGAGCACUGCAAGGAUCCAAAGAUCGGCGACACUGAGGUAUGCGGUUGCCCCUUGGUUACGAACGUGUUCGACGCUACGGGGGAAUUCUGUCGCGCGCCUAAGAAGAGCUGCGUAAAGCACUACAUGUGGGAGAAGCUGCGACGAGCGGAGAUCGACAUGGAGAGGGUGAGGCAGUGGUUGAAAAUCGACGAGCUCGUGGAGCAAGAGAGGCAGAUCCGGUCGAACAUGGCGACGCGAGCCGGUGUAUUGGCUCUAAUGUUGCACUCCACUUAUAAUCACGAGUUAAUGGAGCAGAUGACACAGGAACAGAGUAGGGAACAGCUGCAGGCGAUGGAGGAGGAGCUGCGAAGGAGAUAUGGUGUACAUCAGAAGGAGCAAUGCAUGGACCAGUGAUUCUCUACCUUACACUUGACUGAUAUCAUUGCUAGAUCUGUAAUUUUCAGCUGCACUUGCUUACCAUUUUUCAUCCUCCUCCCUUUUUCUCUGAAAGUAAAUGGUUAAAAAAUGAAAAGCGUAAGCAAGCGUAGCUAAACGAAACAGAUCCAGUGUUACUAUUUUAACAUACUCUUUGUUUCGAACUGAUUACGCGUUGCACGGUCAACAGUUUUCCUAACAAUUGUCGAUGUAACUAAUCGCGGACUCGGGAUAAAACGUUGAAGAGCUACAGAAACUUGGUACAAUGGUUGUAAAACUUGUACUGAAAUGUAAUGUGCGUAUAUAUAUGUAUAUUGUGUACUUGUCAAUAGUAUGAUUAAAAUAAUUCCGUAUCGCAAA
Messenger RNA from Temnothorax curvispinosus, 2112 nucleotides. RefSeq names its product CXXC-type zinc finger protein 1-like. Gene Ontology annotation, biological process: positive regulation of DNA-templated transcription. Gene Ontology annotation, molecular function: DNA binding; zinc ion binding. The record is from RefSeq and is a predicted model, not a curated record. The coding region runs from base 175 to 1731 and encodes 518 amino acids. NCBI's taxonomy places the organism in Eukaryota, Metazoa, Arthropoda, Insecta, Hymenoptera, Formicidae. Gene Ontology annotation, cellular component: Set1C/COMPASS complex. The transcript has 6 exons.